AUGGCAUCAUUGAAUAAUAUCUUGAUCACAGGCGCUUCGCGUGGCAUCGGGCGGGCGACAGCGAUAUUGGCAGGCCAGCGAGGUUGGAAUGUCGGCGUCAAUUACGUUCGAGAUUCACACGCGGCCCAGUCAACCGUGGACGAAAUCCAGAGGGCUGGCGGUGAUGCAGUGGCACUACAGGGCGACAUGUCACAAGAAGCUGAGGUUACCGCCAUCUUCGACUCCAUGAGCUCCAAGUUCGGCCCCAUCCACGGCGUCGUCAUCAAUGCGGGCAUCACGGCGCCUUCAAUGCCGCUGGCUGAUAUGAGCCUCGACCGGCUACGAAGCGUCUUCGAUACCAACGUACUUGGCGCGUACCUUUGUGCUCGAGAGGCCGCCCGGCGGCUGCCCACAUUCCGUGGAGGACCGGGCGGCAGUAUUGUGUUCGUUUCAUCGGCAGCUGCCAGGCUGGGCUCUCCGAAUGAGUACGUCGAUUACGCCGGCUCAAAAGGUGCGGUGGACACGUUGACGGUAGGUUUGUCCAAGGAGCUGGGUCCCGAUGGAGUACGCGUGAACGCGGUGCGGCCUGGGAUCAUCAGCACCGAGAUCCACGCAUCAUAUGGAGAUCCUGGAAGGUCUGAGCGACUGGGCAGUCAAACACCGCUACGGCGGCCUGGAGAAGCGAACGAGGUGGCCGAAGCAAUUGUAUGGCUGCUUUCUCCGGCAUCUUCAUAUGUCACUGGAUCUUUGCUUGAUGUAGCAGGAGGGCGUUGA
Molecule: messenger RNA, 753 nt
Organism: Lecanosticta acicola
Lineage: Eukaryota; Fungi; Ascomycota; Dothideomycetes; Mycosphaerellales; Mycosphaerellaceae
Source: the annotation of a GenBank genome assembly